Messenger RNA from Paramecium sonneborni, 878 nucleotides. Lineage: Eukaryota; Ciliophora; Oligohymenophorea; Peniculida; Parameciidae. The record is from the annotation of a GenBank genome assembly.
AAUUAUGAACACAAUAUAGGAAUAAAAUAAAGAUAAUUAGAUUGAAUAAAUUGAGAAGAAAGUAAAGAUUGAAAAGCCAAAAAAAGCUGAUUUUAGAAUGCAUGCUCAUGUAAAUCCAUUAAAUGAAACCUUAUUUCCUUAUCCACUUAAUUAUAAUUAAGUAGAUUGGUCUUUGCAUUAUCCAAAAAGAUUUGGGAAAGAUCCUUUAAAGUUAUGUUUGAACACACUAGAAUAUCCUAUCACUUAUGAUGAUGGAGUUAAUGCUGAAAACUCAAGAUCUAUUGUAGAUUUUCUUGAUAUGUAUGUAUAUAUAUAAAAUGAUAAAGUGGUUGUGGAUUUGGUGGAUUAUGUUUUGCAUUAAGUGAGAAUUAUCCUGAUAAAUAUACUUUUGGAAUGGAAAUAAGGGGCAAAGUAGUUAAUUAUGUGGGAGAAAAAAUAAGAGCUUUAAGAAAUGAAGGUUAGGCAAACAAUGUUUCUGUUAUUCGAACGAAUGCAAUGAGACAUUUGCCAUAAUACUUUAGAAAAAAUAGUUUAGAAAAGAUUUUCAUUUGUUUUCCUGAUCCUCAUUUUAAAAAGAAAAAUUAUAGAAGAAGAAUUGUUAAUCCAGGACUUCUAUCUGAAUAUGCUUAUUUAUUGAAACAAAAUGGAAGAAUCUAUUGUAUUACAGAUGUAGAAGAAUUGCAUAAUUGGCAUGUUUUACAUCUUGAAAAGCAUAAGAUGGUAUUUAUGAAAGAAUUAUAAAAAGUUUAAACGAAUUUAAGAUGUGGAAUAGGAUUCUGCUGCAAAACUAAUUUGGAAUUCAACAGAAGAGGGAAAGAAAGUAGAAAGAAAUAAAGGAUCCAAAUUUAUAAUAGUUUGUGAAAAAGUGUGAAAUAGAG